Molecule: messenger RNA, 4238 nt
Organism: Chelonoidis abingdonii (Abingdon island giant tortoise)
Lineage: Eukaryota; Metazoa; Chordata; Testudines; Testudinidae
Gene: IBA57
Product: iron-sulfur cluster assembly factor IBA57
Biological process (GO): iron-sulfur cluster assembly
Cellular component (GO): mitochondrial matrix
Molecular function (GO): protein binding
Source: RefSeq, a predicted model, not a curated record
GCGCUCCGCCUCGCUCCCAACCUGACAUGCGCAAGAUGGCGGCUGCGGAGCCUUCAGCGGUUGCUCCCAUCGGUCCGUCCUGACGGGCCCCCGUCUCUCUCGCGUCGCCAUGUUGCUGAGGGCAGGCGCGGCCGUGCUAGGUCCACCCCGCCGGCCCCCCCUGUGGCUAAGUGGGGGCGGAGGGAUGAGGUGUCUCGGCGGGGGCUCCCCUCCCCCACCCGCGGCUGUUCGGUGCUUCCCGCUCAGCCGCGCGCUCCUGCGCGUGCAGGGACCCGAGGCGGACACGUUCUUGCAGGGGCUGCUCACUAAUGACGUAGCGCGACUGAUGCAGGGUGGAGCGGACCAUCUCCCGGAGGGCGGGGCUCCUUCGCCACUGAGCUCGCCCCCUGCACGCGCUCAGUACACGCAUGCGCUCAACGUGCAGGGCCGGUGCCUCUAUGAUCUCAUCCUCUACAGGCUUCAUGAAAGUCAAGAAGAGGAACCAAAUAUCCUGCUGGAGUGUGACUACUCAGUGCUGGAUUCUGUUCAAAAGCAUUUGAAAUUGUACAAGAUCCGGAGGAAAGUAAACAUAGCCCCCUGCCUCGAUCUCUCUUUGUGGGCAGUUAUCCCAGAGGAACAGUCUGGAGAUGUUUUCAGUACCCUUGAUAAAUGUGCAGACAAAACUUUGGUUUUAACUCCUGAUCCCAGAGUAGAAGUCAUGGGUUGGAGAUUGAUUACAAACAAAGAGGAAAAUCCACUAGAAAUUGUCCCUGGAAGUCAUAUAGGAAAUAUUAGCGAUUAUCAUAGGCACAGGUACAAACAAGGAAUAGCUGAAGGCGUAAAAGACAUCCCUCCAGGAGUAGCCUUACCACUGGAAUCCAACCUGGCCUACAUGAAUGGAAUCAGUUUUACCAAAGGCUGUUAUAUCGGACAGGAGUUAACAGCUAGGACCCACCACACGGGUGUCAUCCGUAAACGCCUAUUGCCAGUGCAGCUUUCAGCCCCUUUGCCAUUGGGAAGCAUUCCCGAGGGUGCUGCGAUCUUAACUGAAUCGGGAAAGUCAGCUGGCAAGUACCGGGCUGGUGGAGAUGAACUUGGCAUAGCUUUGCUGCGAUUAGCUAACAUAAAUGAGCCACUUCAUAUCAAUUUACCAGGUGACACUAGUGUGAACCUUACUGCAGCUAUACCUAAUUGGUGGCCAAAAACUGCUAACAAAUAAAUGAGCAAUCCUCUGCGGCAUAUCUGCCUUACUUAACAAACUUUGUCUGAUAGGCUGGGAAGUUCAUUCAAUCUCUUACUCCCGUCCAUCAUAGUUUCCUUUUGUCUUUAUCUUUUACUUGCAGCACUUGAGCAGGGUGUGAUACAGAAGGGUCCUUGGGAGCUGGGCCAAAAGGCAAAAGGAACCUGAUGCAUAAGCGAGUCACUGACAAAACAAGGGCUAAGUAGAGAAGCACAUAGGAGAGCAGAGAAAUAUUCAGCAAAGUCUGUAAAGUUCACCAUGUGGAGUUCCUGCUGCUUGCUUCCCCUUAAGGAAGAGGUGUAUGGGGAGGGAGAUUAAGGAGACUUGGCAUGUACUGGGCAACUGGGCUCCAUCCCUGAAGAUCCUUGACCCAGCCACAGCAUUCUUGUGGCCCACGCUCUCCCUCUGCGACCUGUACCGUACUUCCCUCUCUCAAAGAGAGUGAAGACAGGCCAAUUAUUGCUGGUUGUAUCAGUCCCAUGGGAAUUCGCAAGGUAGAGAGCAGAUCUCUAUACUGAUUUCCACUAGCUGGUUAGCUUACUCAAAGCCAAGGUCCCACAGCUAUGCAGAGACGGACUUCCAAGGAACCACAGAGGAGCCUGUCACAGAGACACUGCUCCCCAGCUGUGUGUCUGGGAGCUUUGCUGAGAGUUUUUGGUUUCCUCUCACGACACAGUGGAUGAUCACAUACAGCUUGAAGAGUCUCUUGGGGCAGAGGGAGGAGGCUUGGCAUGGGUGAGAACUAUUAAGCAGUCCAGUGGGGCCAUUAAGGAAUCCAGCCCCUACUCUAUGUGAGAGUGCCCUGUGUUUAUUUGGGUGGUGCUGGAUCUGGGCCCUGCUGAGUAUUUAAGUCUGCCCUCCAUUGGAUGGAUCAAAACUUGUUCUGAAUAUAGUGCUGCAUAUAUUGAAAUGCUCAAAAGGGGAGGUGGGAAUAGGAAUUUUAUCACAGUAUGUGUCAAAUGUUUGUCAGGAUUAUUUCUGUGGUAUUGUAAAGCUUUUUAAAAGGUGUGUGCUGCCCAUUUCUUUCAAUAGCAUGUGUUUUUGCUACACUGGCUAAAAUGUUAACUGUGAACGUUCUUUGCGUCAGGCUCUCUGCACUGCUCCUAAAUUGCUGGCUGACUGAGAACUUUUUUUUGUCAUUACUGUUAACUCUCUCUGAAGGAAGAGGAAUGGAUUGUACUCUGCAUUUGAAAUAAGGAUUUUGCUUUUAAUACUUGACCACAUGGGCGAGCAAUGUAUGCAGAUACUGUAAUAUCAGUAUGCACUCUACUGCUGCAAGGUCAGCAGAGGGAGCACAAUGAUCAGUAGUAUACCCAGAGCUGCCCUGCCAUGGCCAGGAUACUAGUAAUAAAAGCCUGAUCGAUGCACUGGUUUUGUGUCAGUUUAACUAUUUCAUGUCAGGGUGUGAUAUUUUACUGAAAUAGCUACGCCAGUACAACCCCUAGUCUGCACACAAUUAUACUUGUAAAUAGAUGCCUUCCCCAUCCUUCAUGGGAAUAAACUAUAUUGAUAUGAACGACUUUACAGCAGUAUAACUGGUUUAACUUUGUCGGCAAAUGUUGAGAUUUUGGCUGGCAGAAAUCACAAAUAAGUGUACGUAUAUGCUAGAAAUGCUACAGCUGUGCCACUGUAGUUGUAGGCACUUGCUACAGUGACAAAAGGGGUUGUUCUAUGGCUGUAGUAAACACACUGGGGCCUAAGUUGGCUUAACUAUGUUGCACAGGACAUAAAAUUUUUCACAGUGCUGAGUGACGUAGUUGAGCUGGCCUAACUUUGUAGUGUUGAUGAGGCCUGAGUGUAGACAUAUGCAAAACUAUGCUGCCAAAAGGAAAAUUUUGCCAGUAAAACUUUCUAGUGUAGACCAGGCUUAAGUGUCUCCAUGCUAACACUUUAAAUUUACUAGGAUAGUUAAUAGGUAAAAGAGUACAACUUCGUGUGUAGACAAGCCUAAAUAAAGGUACUAAGAACACAUAAAUAAAAUAUUAGGACCAUGUGCCUUGAGAUUCUUUAAAAAAAAAAAAAAAAAAAAGCCAAAACCCGAGGCUAUAUGACUGUUCCCACAUAAUCUCUUCAAAGCCAAUGAAGGGACAUGUCCCCUCCCCAAGGUGAGAUGUCCACUCAUUCCCUGCCUACAUCAUUCUCAGCCCCAUAGAGGGCUCCCUCUGAAGGAUGGGGGACAGUGCCAUAGAUAUGCUGGAGGGAGUAACAAUCCUGCCUUCUAUAAGAAAGUGCUGUACAGUGCCCUAUGGAUUUGAGGCCUGAUUGCCACCCACACUCCAUGUCCUGUUCUUCCCAGCUGUCUAACUCUAACUCUUUUGCCCUGAACUAGGCGGUUUCUUUCUUUCUUCACUACUGCCCCUGUCCUCCAACAGCUUCAUGUAGCCCACAAAUAAGGCCUUCUGGUUAGUCCCUGCUGCUGGCUCUUACUGGGGGUUUCUCUAGCCGCCUGACUUCCUGGGUGCUCAAAUGUGCAUCCAAGUAAAGUGACCAGACAGCAGAUGUGAAAAAUCAGGACGGGGUGAUGGUAAUAGGAGCCUAUACAAGAAAAAGACCCAAAAAUCGGGACAUCUGGUCACCCUACACCCAAGUAUUUGGGGCCCUUUUGGCUACUUUUCCCAUCUUUGCACCUCCCUUCCCCCCGCUGGCCUACUCUGAGCCUCCUCUUCCUCACCCCCCUCUAACCCUAAACUAAUUUAUAGAAGCUGUGUGGUGUGUUUUGUUUUUUUUUUUAAAUAAAUCAAUGUGAACUCAGAAGCGAGGUGUGUGGAAGAGAAGUGAGGGGGAUGAAUGAGAAGGGCCCUAAUUGAAUGGGUCUGGAAGGGGCCCAAGAUGAUGAACUAGCCCUGUUUAAUAUUUGUUUGAAAUAACUCUUGUCCAAAGGGCAUUUUGUCAUUGCCUUGCUGUAGCCAUUACUGUGAAGUGAAAUGUAUAUGAAAAAUAUUCAUUAAAACUCCUCAGGCUUGCUGUAAAAGGAAUCUGUGGAAUUACUCAUUAAAAGUUAGCUAUGUCAAUGAUUUAA